UACAUACUCGUUGUCUCUUGUAUUUACCAUAUGCACCGCAGACCGCUCGGACAAAGCGAAGCAAAACUGACUUGUCAGCGGCACUUCGCUCUCGGUCCACGCUUAUCAUAUUCAUGCCUUGCACAGCUGUGGUACUACUAGUCAGGUAGUAUUGGAAGUCAUAAGGGCUGAGAAGGCGCCCCGUGUGCGAGAUGAAGCCCAAGAAGAAAUCAGCUUCUGCUGUCGCUGAGGCGGAUGGCAACCCUGGGAUACCAUGGAGUGCUAGACUGUGGUCAAGCAUCGGGCUGCCAUGGAUCCUAUGCGGCUGCGUCUCCUAUACGCUGUUGACCAUGCUAGGUCGGGCCUUUUUGCACAACCCCGCUGGGCUCGCUGAGCUUCGGAUUCAGGUGCCAAAUGCGGUCUAUGAUCGCUCCUCGUCUAUCUUCCUCACCGCGCUCGCCAUCGACGUCCUUAACAUCGUCUUUGAGCAGCAGACGAUAAAGCUUGAUUGUGUGCUUCUGCCGGCGUUCAUCAAAGGGAUGGCUUCAACCACGAACGUGCUGGUGCGCUUCUUCACCCCCGUCAUUGCGAUGACAGACCUAGGCCGACCGGUGGUGGUUCAGCGCUACAUCUGCUGGAUGCACACAACGCCCUCCAUCCUCAUGCUUCUUAAAAUGAUCUCCACCACCAUCACGCCGCGAGAGACUAUGAUCGCCAUCUUCUUUGACGAGGUGAUGGUGGUCACGGGCGUGCUGGCGCUGGUCACCACUGGCUGGCAGCGAGUACUGUGGUCGUUAGUGACGCACGCGGCGAUGUUGCCCGUGGUGCCAUACAUGCACAAAGCCUUCACAGAGUGCAUCGCCACACAUGUCGCCGCUGCGCCGACGAUGGCACCUCUGUGGGCCGCGCCGAGUGCGGGCUCGGCGGGCCGUCGCGGAGGCAGCGGUGCAGUCUCCAUUGGCUAUGAUGCGGUGGGCUUUGACGGUGGUGGAAGUGGUGGCGGCGGCCGGCCAGGGCUCCUGGCAAGGGCUAUGGAGCAGAUCCGCACGCGGCCGCUGCAGCUGACCAUGCUGUGCAUAUAUGUGCUCAACCUGGUGCUGUGGUGCACCUUCGCGAUAACGUGGGACCUGGCGUUGCUGGGCUGGAUCAGCGUGACGAUGGAGGAGGUGCUGUACGUGGGCUGCGACUUCUCCGCAAAGGUGCUGUUCUCCUCCACGCUCAUGCUGAGCUCGUUCAAGGAGAUCGAGGCGCGGCGCGAGAACGCCAUGCGCGUCAUUGAGGGCAGCAGCAAGGCCAAGCUGAUCGCGGAGCUGCAGGCCCUGCUGGAGCAAAAGGAGCGCUUCAUGAGCUCUGUCAGCCACGAGCUGCGCACGCCGCUCAACGGCAUCAUCGGCAUCAGCGAGGGCAUGCUGUCGGGCUGCUGCGGCGUGCUGCCGGAGGGCGUGCGGCGCCAGAUCUACAUCAUCCGCACCUCGGGCGCCCGGCUGCUGGCGCUGAUCAACGACGUCAUGGACGCCGCGGCGCUGCGGCAGAACAAGCUGGUGCUCAAGCAGGAGCACGUGGUGCUGCGGCACGUGGUGGACGACGUGCUGGACCUGACCCGCAGCCUGGUGGACGGCGAGGUGGCGCUGGUUAACCUGGUGCCGCCGCGCAUGAUGGUGGUGGGAGACACGGGCCGCAUCGUGCAGAUCCUGAACAACCUGUUGGGCAACGCCGCCAAGUUCACGCGGCGGGGGCAGAUCCGCGUCACGGCGCGCCAGGUGGAGAGCGGUCGCAAGGUGGCGGUGACGGUGUCGGACACGGGCAUCGGCAUCCCGCGCAACAAGCUGGCGACCAUCUUCCUGCCCUUCGAGCAGGUGGACAUGUCCAUCAGCCGCAAGUACGGCGGCUUUGGACUGGGGCUCAACAUCGUGCAGGAGCUGGUGAAAGCGCACGGCGGCACCAUCAACGUCUCCUCCAUCGAGGGCAAGGGCUCCGCCUUCACCUUCACCAUGCCGCUGCUGCGAGCCAUGGGCCGCGAGUCGCUGGAGGAGGGCCGCAACGCGGCACACCGCGCGGCGGCGGCCGGCGGCGCGACCAAGAUGAUUGGCGGCACGGGGAUGUCGACCACCGAUACGUCGUCUCAGCUCGGCGGCAGCACCAGCGGCAGCGGCGGCGCUCACGGCACCGGCGGCGCCGGCACCAUCAGCGGCGCCGUCUCCACCGCCACGCCACGCGGCGACAGCCGCACGCCAGGUGGUGGCGGCGCCGGCACCAACACCAUCAGCGACUACCCCGGGGGCGACACAGACACAAUGUACACGCGGCGGAGCGACGUCAGCGAAUCGAGCAGGGUGCGGGGCGGCGGCGGCGGCGGCAUGGGCGGAGAGAGCCAGAGCGGCGCGGACGCCACCGCAGAGCUGGAGCAGUAUGGCGAGCUCAAGUACAAUGCCGCAGAGCUGUCGGCGCUGGCCUCGUCACGGCCCUACGCCCAGUCCGCGGUACGCGACUCACUGCCCUCCCUCGCGGCCGACGGCAGCGGUAUGCUCCCGCACCCUUCCGGCCCCCUCUCGCCCUCGGUCGGCCUGGACGGCAGCGCUGGCGGCGCUGGCGGCGCUGCCGGUAGCGGUGGGAUGGGGCGCGGCAGCAGCUCGCAGCUGCCGACGGUGCUGCCGGCGGGCGCGUCGUCGGCGGUGGCGGCGGCGGCGCGGGCGAGGAGCAGGGCAGUGGAGCGGGGCGGGGCCGGCGGGAGGGGCGGCACGACUGGUGGCGGCGGCGGCGGAGCUGCUGGUGCUGGUGUGGAGUUGCCUGGAGGCAGGAUCAUGCCGGGCCCCAAGCCUUUCCACUACACCAUGUACAAGCGCUUCCAACUCCUGUCCGUGGACGACGACCCAGUCAACCAGUCCGUGGUCAAGAGCCUGGUGCAGGGCACGGGCUAUGAGGUGGUGUCGGCGCGCAGUGGCGCCGAGGCCCUGCGCCACGUGGCGGCCGCGCCCGCGCUGCCCGACCUGGUGCUGCUGGACUGCAUGAUGCCGGAGAUGGACGGCUACGAGGUGCUCCAGCGGCUUCGCGCCAUGACGCCGCACGUGCACCUGCCCAUCAUCAUGGUGUCGGCCCAGACGGAGGAGGACCACGUGGUGUGCGGUCUGGACCUGGGAGCUGAUGACUACGUCACCAAGCCCUUCAAGCGCGCCGAGCUGCUGGCGCGCAUCCGGAGCCAGCUGGCGUACGGCGAGUGGGAGCAGGACGAAGGCGUGUUCGACACCAUCUCCACAAUGGAUGGUGGGGAACUAGCCAACGUCGCCGCGGCCGCCGCCAACGCAGCCGCCGGCCGCGGCCCGCUCGGCGGCCCCGCGGCGGCGCCGCGGCCCGGCGCCGCCGGCGGCGGCAGCGACGACAGCGAGGCAGGCGCUGUGUCGGCGGCCCUAGGCAACCUGAACUUGGGCCCGGCGGGCGUCACGGCUGCUAGCGACGGCCUGGGGGGCGCGAGCGGGGCGGAACAGCGCCUUAUUGUGUGCAUUGACGAUGAUGACGUGAACCAGGUCGUACUGCACGGCAUGCUCGCCAGCCAGCACUACCGCUAUGUGCGGGCUAGCACGGGCGCACAGGGCCUGGCGUUCGUGUGCGGCCCCACCAACGGCGGCAUCCCGCCCGACCUGGUGCUGCUGGACUGCUCCCUGCCCGACACGACCGGGUUCGACGUGUGCCGCGUCAUCCGCCAGAUGUACAACAAGCAGCAGGUUCCCAUCAUCAUGCUGUCCGCGCGCCACAACGAGAGCGCCGUGGUUGAGGGCCUCAAAUGCGGCGCCAAUACCUAUGUUACCAAGCCGUUCAGGCGCAACGAGCUUCUGGCGCGCAUCCGGCUGCACCUGCGCGCGCGCGACGGACCCAUCCAGCGCGGUACCUCCAUCAACGACAUGGGCCAGGUGGACGAGUCGGCGGCGGCGGCGGCGGCCGCCGCCGCCAGCAUGGUCGGUGCUGACGGCGCCGGACUGGCCUUUGGUGGCAUGCUGCCGUCUUCCUCGCACCAGGCUGGCCUGGGCGGCGGAGGUGGAAGCUACGCGCAGCAGGCGUCGCUGGCGCAGCCGCCGUCGGCGCAUCCGCUGCUUCUGGCGUCGGGGUCCGGCUCCGCGGUGUUCCCUGACUCGGCGGUGCUGGUGGUGGCAGUGGCAGAUUAUGCCGGCCUGUGCGGCAUGCUGCUCCCUGGCGAGAUGGCGGAGCUCAGCGGACGCAUGCUGGCGGCCUUCGAGCGCGCCGUGCGCGCCGCCGGCGCGCUGCCCAUCGAGGCCGGCUCCGGCAUCAUGUCGGCGGCGCUGCUGCCGCCGCCGCCUGCAGCGGCGGAGGCUGACGGCGGCGCCGCCGCCGGGCUGCGCCUGGCGGCUCUGCACCGCGUGGGCCGCGCGCUGCUGGACACCGCGUCCACCAUCCCCGUGCCCGGCACCACCACAUGUCUGCAGCUGCAGCAGGCGCUGGCGCUGGGCGCGCUCACCGUCUCCGCCGGCGGCGGCGGCGGAGGCGGAACGACUUCCUCCAGCUUCUUCGGCCCGGUGCUUGUGGAGCUGCUAGACCUGGCCCGGCGUGCGCCGCCCAUGACCAUCGUGACGCCCGACGCGGAGGCGGAGGCGCUGCGCGCCUGCGGCGCCACCGCCGACAUACGCGGCCCGCUGUUUCUGGAGGCAGACGACGUGGGCGGCGGCGCUGGCGGCGCCGUCGCCGGGCCCCUGGUGUCGCGGCGGCUGUGGCUGGUGGAGGCGCACCCGCUGGCGCACCAAUACCUGCCCCCGCAGCUGCUGUACGCCAGCGGUGCCGCGCGUGGCGCCUUCUUCCAGGUGCAGCCGGGGGCGACUGGCGCCGGAGAGGCCGCGCACCAGGCGGCUCCGCUGGCGGCGGGCGCACCUGGGGCGCACGCAGGCGGCGUCGGCGUGAUGGGGUUCGGGUUUGCGGAGCAGCAGCAGCCGGGCACGCGGUCGGGAUCCGCGGCGCUGCUUGCUGGUGCUGGCGGAGGUGUUGGCGGAGGCGGCGCGGCUGCUGCGGCAGGGAUGGUGCCCGUGUCCGUGCACCCCACACCCGGCGUCAGUGCUGCUGCCUCGGAGGCAGCCGCCGGCAGCGGCGGUGCGGGCCGCGGCUUCGGCAGCAGUUCGAUCGCCAGCUACGGCGCCGCUGGCGGCGGCGGAGGCAGCGCCGCCGGCGCAACUGCCGCGUCGUUGGGUCUCGGGGGCCCGGGCAUGGGCAUUGGCCUGUACACGAACGGCAUGGGCGUCUCGCGUGGCGUGUCACGUGCCUUCAGCCACACGUUCGGCCUUGACAGCGACAACCACGGCCGGGCAAAUUCUGCCGCCGCUGGCUCCGCCGCCGGUGGCUCGGUCGCUGGCGGCGGCUCAGUCGCUGGCGGCGGCGUGCACACCGGCCACACGGCCGGCACCAGCGGCAACGGCGGCAGCCAAGGCAGCGUCCUGACCAAUGGGCGCGGUGGCGGCGGCAGCGGUGGCGCAUCGGACGUGGCGGCGGCGACGGCGAUGACCGCUGCUCUGCCGGGCGGCAGCGCUGUGGGAGGCCUAGACUCAUCGUCCGUCGCCGGCAUCACCUUCAGCCUUCAGGCGGCCGCCGCCGCCGUGGCAGCCGCCUCCACUGGCGGGGGCGGCCCGGCGCAGCAACACCUGCAGACGCCCGCUGGCGCUGGCAGUGGCCUGCAUGACUCAGCCGGCGCCAGCGGGCUUUACUUUAACAGCAGCGCUGGCGGUGGCGCUGGCCGCAGCCCCCUGCAGCCGUUCGGCGUCGUUGGCGGCGGUGGCGGCGGCGCUGGCUCCGGCAUGACUCACAACUCGCAGCCGCUGCAAUUACAGCAGCAGCAACAACAGCAACAGCAGUUUGACAUGGUAUCAGCGGCGGCGGCGGAGCCGCAGAUUAGGGCCCUGCGGCACGAGCUGGCGGCGAUGCGUCAGCAGCUGGAGGCACUGCAGGGCGCUGCCAGCACAAGCAGCGCCUCCAACGUCAUGGCCGGCGGAGGCCAGGGCAAUGGCGGCCAGCCGCAGCUAUCGCAGCAACAGCUGUCGCAGCAGUUGACGCAGCAGCAGCUGUCGCCGCAAAUGACGCAGCUGCUGCUGCAGCAGCAGAUGAGCAUGCACCAGGGCUUUGUUGAUGCAGCCCUGGCGGCGGCCGCUGCAGCGGUGGCGGCGGCGCCUGGCGGCUCCGCUAGUGGGGUGGUCCCCAUGACCAUUGGCAGCGGCGCCGCCGGGCUUCCAGGGGUCGCUAGCUCAGUUGGCAGUGCGGUGCCGCCAGCAGGCACAGAGGGCGAUGCUGCAGGGGCCCUGUCGACCGCGGGCAGCGCGGUCCCGGCGGAGAAGGCCAGCAAGAAGGGCGGCAAGAUCAGCCGCCUAUUCAAGAUGGGCAGCAGCAAGAGCAGCAAGUAGAUCUUUGAGCAUGAGGGGUCCGGUGAUUACUGUUACGGCUGGCGACAGUGCGUGCGGAGCCUACCGUCACUGCUAUGGAGCUAUGGCCCGGAACGGGGUGGAGCGAUAGAGAGAAGACAACAAUAUUUUUGGGUAUCAUAGCUGAAACCACGCUGCACACAACAGUAAGGUGCACAGGGCUGCUGAAAGUGGUUCCAGGUGCCUUACGCAUGUGGAACCUGCGGCUUGAACCCUAUCGACAAUAUGCCAAGGCAGUUGCAUGCCAGUAUGGGGGUCGCCUGUGCAACAGCCAGGCCUCAUAGCGCACAGCAUGACCGAGCGUUUUGGAGUCGGGAGUGCAGAGAUUGUUCAUUUGUCAGUGAGAGGGCAGCUGAAAUGUGUGGCUCCUCCGGAGGUGGCGCCUCUUUGCAAUCGGUACGAUCUCAGGCACCAUUGGAAGAAAUUGCCGCACACGUUACGGUAGUGUCACUUGUGUGUCGCUGGCUAGUGUAACCGGCUGGUGUUACCGAGCCCAUACUUGUUAGAUGUUACCAGCGCGUGGGCGGGUGUGUAAUUGUUGCAGUUUAACAGCAUGCGCACGAUGCCGCGUGCGCCAAGCCGUGCGCGUUGGAAGCCGUCGUGUUCACCGUACUGGCAUGGGAAGCCGCUGGCGCACCACCUCUUGGCGCUCCGAGGCUGGCGGCGUGUGUCUUUGUGUGCGCGCUUGUGGCAAAAAUUACGUGCGAAAGAGGGGUGGGGCAACGAAUCCACGGUGUGCUCAGUUUGCAUUUUAAGGCUCCAAAUUCUUGUGUCGCGAAGGGCCAGAGCAUUUUCAGUGCAGUGGCCGCGUGUAGCAGCCGCCGGUGUGAAGCGGGCACGCCGCACGCAGGACACGCAGCGAGUUCAAUCCACGCAGUGUGUACGGCACCAUGCACAUCACAGCAUCUUGCGAUCGGGCACAUGUGAGCGUGCAGUUUUAUUUCUGAGAGACACACAGUACGAAAGGAGGGAUUACUUGGGCUGUCCACAUACGGGCUGUGGCUGACGCUGUGACCGAGUCGCGUUGAAUUCCACAAUAGAACGCAGGUGGUAGGAACAGCAUGACUGCGCAGGACCUAGCAGAACUACUCAUGUGAAAUGGGGUUGCCCCACACGGGGGACACGCCCGGUUCCGGGCGGGGUCGAAACCCAGGAUUGGGCGUUCUUAUUCAUACAAGCACCAUUUACAAUUCUAUAAAGCGUGUUACCCUCGGUAUGUGAGCAGCAUAUGUUCACACAUAAUAGCGGGCUAGGUGUCGUGAAGGUCCCGCGAGCGCGAGACCAAUUUUGAGCAUGUUCGCUCAAAUCCGCUAAGCGUGAACCCACAAGCCCUGACUACGCUUAUUUACACCCUAUGAAAGCAAUUGCACCUAUAAGCGCAGGCUCGCAGGCCUCGGCGAGCAGUGUCAUUUCCUUUGGGACCGCCAACAAAGUCAGAGUUGCACCUUCCGAUGCAUCUGGGUUGCUUCCAUAUGCCAUGUAGGCGACUCUAGGAGCGGUUGCAGGUCCGUUUGGGUCCCCGCUGCUCAAGAGGUCCGCCAUGAAUUUGGUUUCAUCCAAAGGGCAGCUCGACUAGCUUUUAAGAUUGCCGUCGCCUAGAUAGAGCAUAUAUAGCAUAUAUUAGGUGCUGUAGCCCGCCGGCAAGACCAUUCGGUGGACAUGCAUACAGCAUGCUGGUCGGAACAACAACUGUCGGUGCUGCGGUCGUCAAAACAUAAUCUUGUAUGCAUAUAUGUGCUAUGUAAAGCUUCAGGGCUGUGUCAGGCCCCGUUUUCUGGGACCUCCGUCCCCAUGUACCCAGCUCAGCACACAUGCGUGCGUGCCUGCCCGGAAGUGUCCCCGUCGAGCACACCCUGGCCUCCGAUCGCGCUCGUAGCUGGUGAGCUUAUACAUAUAGAUGUAUAUAUGCGAUAGGAAGCGUGGGGGCCCGUCCUGAGGCAGUUAGCAUGGGGUCAGUCUGUUCACCCCUCCGCCCCCCCUAAAACCGCGUGUCAAAACACACACGCUUGCCGUACGACAUUAAACCAUCCGUUACACCACCGGAAGGGUGCAAACGUGUCCAGGACGGUCCCAGCGUGUACCGACUGGCAUAGCACCCCCGCCUAGGGUCUUAAAGUUGGGGGGGUACCCUGAACCGGGCGUGUCCCCCGUGUGGGGUUGCCCCUUCCCUUGUCCAAGCAGCCCAACGAAUCGUACAUCGCUUGCAGUCUUGCACUGCGCAGGCGGUGCAAUCGAGGGGGGGAUGGAUCUGUCAUCUCGCUCAUCUGUGCCGCUGUCAUGGUGUCGUGCUUGCCUAGGAAGUGGGGACAAAUGCACAAUUCUGCUUUGAAUGUCGGGGCCAAGGGCCCUCAAGUGUGGCCAAGAGGCGGUCAAGGAGUGACGAGUGCUCGUCAGGUUGGGCCCUGUCUCAGAACCGUGGGCACAGUGAUACCCAUGCCUAAAAGCCCUGUAUAUGCAGGUGGCCAGGGCCCAGGGGGCUCUGGCUGGACUCAUGGCACUCCGGAGUGCUGGCCGUAGUCGGAAGGGUGCGGUCCAGGGCAGUGGCGGAGUCGUCGCCGCGGCCGCCGCGUUGUUACUCUUGACAGGUGCAAGCGUCGUCCGUCGAGAUGUGCUGAAGUAAGGCUCCGAUGACAUGCCAGUGACUAGCGAGGCUGCGAAGGUGUAUACCCAUUGCGCCUCUCGGGCACCUCCACACGCCUCCAUGAGCAGUACGUAAGGCCACGUUGCGCGCCACCCGCCAGCACCCGUAGCACCCGCGGCUGCUCGUACUGUCCUGACCAAGGUCCUGUCGACGGCAGGCCGCACAAGCGCCUGUAAACCGGCCGAUUC
Molecule: messenger RNA, 9215 nt
Organism: Chlamydomonas reinhardtii
Lineage: Eukaryota; Viridiplantae; Chlorophyta; Chlorophyceae; Chlamydomonadales; Chlamydomonadaceae
Exons: 29
Coding region: 330-6368 (2012 amino acids)
Biological process (GO): phosphorelay signal transduction system; protein autophosphorylation
Cellular component (GO): membrane
Molecular function (GO): phosphorelay sensor kinase activity; histidine phosphotransfer kinase activity
Source: RefSeq, a predicted model, not a curated record